Messenger RNA from Vicia villosa (hairy vetch), 879 nucleotides. RefSeq names its product zinc finger BED domain-containing protein DAYSLEEPER-like. Gene Ontology annotation, molecular function: DNA binding. Lineage: Eukaryota; Viridiplantae; Streptophyta; Magnoliopsida; Fabales; Fabaceae. The record is from RefSeq and is a predicted model, not a curated record. Bases 1 to 879 code for a protein of 292 amino acids. The transcript is spliced from 2 exons.
AUGGCUAUUGAUAAUGAUAAAGAAGUUGAUGUUUCUGAUGCUUCCUUUUCCAUUUCCUUGGCCGAAAAUCAGCCUGAAAGUAAUGAACAAAUGCCAACAACAAAUCCACCACAACCUAUUGAUUUGGAUGUUCAAAAGAAGAAAAGGAAAGUUGGAGAACCUGAUGAUUCUAAUGUCGAUGAUUCUAAUGCUGGAGAUGCAGGUAAACAAAAACCUUGUAGGCCUAAAUCUUGGGUUUGGGAUCAUUUUACAAGAGAUGAUUCGGGUACUCAGGCUAAGUGUAAUUGGUGUACGAAAUCUUAUGCGGCUGAUUCACACAAGAAUGGAACCUCAAAUUUAAAUAACCAUUUGGUGAAUCAAUGUAAAAAAAUUCCCAAGAGUGUUCUUGAUCCUACUCAAACCACUCUUAGCCUUCAAGAAGGCUCUAGUAAUGCACUUGUUGGUAUUCAUUUUGAUGUUGAAUUGUGUAGACAAGCUUUAGCUAGAAUGAUAAUCGUGGACGAGUUACCUUUUUCUUUUGUUGAAAAUGAAGGAUUUCGUCAUUUUAUGAGUGUUACACAACCUAGGUUCCCACUUCCAGGAAGGCUUUCAAUUGCUAGGGAUUGUUUGAGUCUUUACACUAGUGAGAAACAUAAGUUAAUAAGCAUGUUUACUAAAACAAAACAAAGUGUCUGUCUAACAACUGAUGCUUGGACUUCUGUGCAAAAUAUUAAUUAUAUGGUGAUUACUGCGCAUUUCAUUGAUCAAGAUUGGAAGAUGCAUAAAUGGAUUCUUAAUUUUUGUCCUAUAACAUCUCAUAAGGGAGAGAUAAUCGGAAAAAAGAUUGAAAAGUGCUUGGAGGGUUGGAUGAUUGAUUACUGCGCUAUACACUUUAUUUAA